CUUGCAGGACCAUCGAAUGUUCAAUAAAUGAUUUUUUUAAAAAAACUUGGAGAUACGUUAGGUGAAAAGGCCAGGCUGUAGGAUGAUCUCUUCUGUGUGAAGAGAGACCAUGAGACGUGCAGCCACCUCCAGAAAGGUCUCAGCCACGGGGAUCACAGGCUGGGGGCAGGGUCACACUGGACACUUCCUGUUGUUUGACUUUGUUCUAACCAUGUGUCUGCAUGAUCUGCUGUACAUUUUAAGAAAAUAGUUGAGGUGGGUGUGGUGGGGACGAUGCAGAGGGGGUGACCCCCUGAGGUUACUUGAGGAACAGAGACACGGUGGGAGGGGCCCUGCCAGCCCUGCUCUGACCACCACCCCAGCCCAUUAUGACCUCCCUGGCCAUGCCCAGGCCUUUGUGACAGGUGCCCCUGAGGCACCUGUGAGCCAUGACACCCAGAGGGCCCUCAGACUUGUGAGGUGUCUCAUGAUCUAGUCCCAAGGGGCAGAUGGCUCACAGGGCCAUCUGUAAGAGGGUGGCAGCUCAGGCCAGGCCAAAGCCUAGACCUGGGGUCAGGAAGGGGUCACAGGGAGGUAUGGAGGGGCCGAAAACCCUGGGACCCUGUGGCCACUCCCACCCCCAGUGCCCCUAACCCCCAGCUUUGAGCAGCCAUGGAGGAUGCCUGGACCCACCCUGCCAGGGGUUUGUAAGGUGGCCCUGCAUGGUGCCUCUCAGCUCCACCCACUCAGUGGAGUCUGCCAGGCCUUUCCCAGCCCCGGGGACAGGGGGUGGGGGGCCCAGGGUCGGUGACGAGGUACCUGGGAACUUUAUCACAGCUGAAGAGGGAGAGAUGCAGCGACAGAGGCCACGAGACCACCCGGCGGGGGCGAGACAAGGACAAGUAGAGACGGGGCUGGGGUGGGGCUGGCCCCUGCACUCAGGCCGCGAGCAGGGGACACCCACGCAGGGGGCGGGGCCCAGCUCAGGGCCCAGACCCUGCCCUUGCCCGCCCCUGACCCCGGGGGCAGGGACCCCGGCCUCGCCCAGGGCAGCCCCCUCCCAGCUCCAGAGCGUGCUCCUGGGGCCUGCAGAGCAGUCCUUUCUCCAGCUGGAGCAGGAGAACCAGAAUCUGUGGCUGUUCCCAUCUCUCUGCCCCCACCCCCAGAAAAGGCAGAACCAGGACCUGCGGGAGCAGCUGGGGGCCCUCCUGGGGCCGGGGCAGCAGUUCCUGCCCUUGUGCCCGGAGCACUUGAGCUGCAUGGCCCUGACCUGGUCCUUGACCACGGAUGCUGCUGAUGGCCUUGGGGCUGAGCUGGUGGCUCCUCUGCAGCCCCUUGAGCAGGCCAGCGCCCGGCCCCUGAAGGACAGGGCCCCUCUGCAGCUGCUGCAGCAGGAGCUGUGCCGGGGGAAAGAGUCCUUCGUGCAGCAGUCCCAGAACGAGCUGCAGCAGAUCCGACUGUCCUUUGAGAGGAAGAAGAUGGCCAUCACCGAGGUGUGGGACGGCGUGGCCGAAGUACACAUGGCCCUGAACAACCAGGCCACCGGGCUCCUGCUCAAGAAGGACAUCCGGGGGGUGCUGAACCAGAUGGAGGACAUCCAGCUGGAGAUUCUGGGGGAACGGGCCCAGUGCCGCAGCCGGGUCAGGAAGGAGCAGCAGAUGGCGUGCAUAGGGAAGGCGCGGCCUCAGCUGGGAUGUUCCGAGGGCCUCAAAGGCCAGCUCUGGCUGCUGGCCCUGAGGUUGCUGCUGGGCGCCCUGCUAGCCUGCACCGCCGCCUACGUGUACAUGGUGGACCCCGCGCCCUUCGAGGGGCUGGUGCCGCCCCUGCUGAGCCGUGCCACCGUCUGGAAGCUCCGGACCCUGCUGGGCCCGUUCUUGCGCCUUGAGGUGGACGACUUCCUGCCCUUCUAGGCCGGAGGCCCAACAGCCCCAGCGAGGAGGAAGCAAGGCGGCUGGUGUGGCCCAGGGUGCCCAGCGGCCGUGCCAGCCCCCACCCAUGGCACUGCCACGCACCGGUCCCAGCCCAGAGCCUUGGAGGAGGGUGGAGGCGGGGUCUGUCCUGAGGGCUGGGCCUGCGACUGGACAUAUAGUAGUGACACAAGGCCUGUGCACUUGUUUCCAUGGAAAUGGGGGCGGGGCACAGGAGGCUUUGCCGCCUUCUGAGGCGGAUCUUGCAGUGAGGGUCCCUGCCUGGUCCCUAGGGUCCCACUUGCAGUGGUGCCCCUGCCUCGUCCCCCAAGCCCCAUCCGCUGCCAGGGCAGCCUCUCCACAGGACGCCCCCAGACCGCCCUGGCCACCAGAAGGGCUCUGAGCAGAGGGUGUGCAGAAGGGGCUCCACUGAAAGUGAGACCCUCAGGCCUCAUCCCUGGGACUGGCGGACCUCG
Messenger RNA from Orcinus orca (killer whale), 2362 nucleotides. It is a transcript of the gene CCDC188, whose product is annotated as coiled-coil domain containing 188. The transcript has 9 exons. The record is from RefSeq and is a predicted model, not a curated record. The coding region runs from base 702 to 1889 and encodes 395 amino acids. Lineage: Eukaryota; Metazoa; Chordata; Mammalia; Artiodactyla; Delphinidae.